This is a messenger RNA of Thrips palmi, 2509 nucleotides long. Its product is annotated as 1-acyl-sn-glycerol-3-phosphate acyltransferase gamma-like. The coding region runs from base 249 to 1466 and encodes 405 amino acids. Gene Ontology annotation, cellular component: endomembrane system. Lineage: Eukaryota; Metazoa; Arthropoda; Insecta; Thysanoptera; Thripidae. Gene Ontology annotation, molecular function: 1-acylglycerol-3-phosphate O-acyltransferase activity. The transcript has 8 exons. The record is from RefSeq and is a predicted model, not a curated record.
GUGGGUCCGGUCCACGCGGGUCGCGUUGAGACCACGCCACACCAUGAUGCCUCCAAUUGCGUCUGGUAUUCCGUAUCAGAGCCACACGUCCCUCCUCUUGUUGGCCGACUUGGCGACUGACCCGUCCCCGUCGUUGACCGCCCGACUGGCCCCACCAAGCAGCAAGCGAGCAGCCCCGGCGGCCUGAAGAGAGGACCACGACCCGCGCCGAUCCUGCCGCCUUCACUACGCACGUCGGGAAGUACAAAAUGAAAAUGGCUCUACUUGACUCGUUUAAGAGGUCAACACUGGCUCAUCUUCUGCUGGCCAUAAAUUUCUUUUUGUCUGGAUUGGCUAUCAAUUUUGGACAGGCUAUCCUCUGGGUAGGAGUGCGUCCAUUUUCUCGCUAUUGGUACAGGAAAGUGAACCAAUAUCUUUGCUAUUCUUUGAAUUGUCAGUUUGUUUUUCUUGCCGAAUGGUGGUCUGGUUCUGAAAUUAUCUUAUACAUCGACCAAGAAAGUCUGAAGAAGUACUAUGGCAAGGAGCAUGGCUAUCUCAUCAUGAACCAUUCUUACGAAAUUGAUUGGCUCAUGGGUUUUGUCUUAUGUGAGAGAGUACAAGUGUUGGGUAACUGCAAAGCCAUCGCCAAGAAGGCAAUUCAGUUUGUCCCAACUGUAGGCUGGUCUUGGAAAUUUGCCGAGGCGGUAUUUCUUCAGAGGAACUGGGAUAAAGACAGAAAUAUUAUUGGCAAGCAAAUCACAGAGCUGCUCGAUCAUCCUGACCCAAUUUUCCUGCUCUUGUUUGCUGAGGGAACACGGUUUACCAAAGAGAAACAUGUGACCAGUUUGAAAUUUGCUGAAGAUAACGGUCUCCCCAUUUUGAAGCAUCAUCUUACACCUCGAGUUAAAGGCUUUACAACUUCUGUAUCAUUUAUGCGAAACAAACCUGUUGCACUUUACGACGUGACAAUAUGUAUGAAAGAAUCUGAUCCUGUGGCUCCAACGAUCACAAGUCUUUUGAAUGGAAAACAUGUGGAAGCUCACAUGUACAUGCAGCGUAUUCCAGUUGAAGAGGUACCUGAUAAUGAUGAAGCAGCUGCAAAGUGGUUGCAUGAUCUCUAUGUAAAGAAGGACAAAAUGGUGGACAGCUUCAAACAGACUGGAAGUUUCUUUGAAACUAGUGGAGAGCCUCCCCUCAAGCCUUUUACAUUACCAAGACGCUGGUAUUCACUAUUAAAUACUACUGGUUGGGCGUUGGUUACAAUUCCUUCAGUGUUUUAUGUUCUGAUAUCACUGUUGUUCUCUGGAUCACUGUACUACUGUUUAUUUGGAAUACUUCUAGUGGCUUUGAUUGGGUACCUUUUCUACCUCCUAAUAGGCCUGACGAAGAUAAACAAGAGUUCAUCAUAUGGAAAAUCCAAUGGAAAAUUGAAUGGAAAAUCCAAUGGAGAAUCAAAUGGCACCACACACAACCACAAGAUAGAAUGAGCAUAUAUGCUUGUGCCGUGUUUUUUAUUAGUGCUUUCUAUGACCACUUUUAAUUACUAAAUUUUCCCAUGACUAUAAAAGUUCUUUAUAAUUUCUAUAAAGUUUCAAAGUGCUGUACAAAUGGUACUAGACUGAUAAUUUUGGACUGUUGCAAAAAUAUGUAAUGUAUUUAUGGUUGGACCAUGGUAUUAUGUGCGAGAGGUGAAAUAUUAUUUUAAAUUUAAAUAAUUUAAACCAAUGCUUGUAAGUUUUAAUUUCUUAAAUCUGUGCAGCCUGUGUUUUUUUGUCGAUAAAAAUUUUUCAGUGAUGUUCCUCAACUUUGGGAACCACACCAUCCCUUUGAUUGGGAUGAAUAUUUUCCUUAUUUUGUUACCCCUGCACAGAAAAGGCUACUUUGUGGUGUCACUCUUUGUGAUAAAGUAGAUGGGAGAGACCCUAAAGUUGUUGACCAAGCAUGUCUGAAGCAAGUUUCUUGUAUUAGCAGAAGUGUUAUGUAGACUUGAAGAAUAUCCAGCUUUAAAUGUUGCUUGGAGCUGCUAUUUGCAGGAACUGAAAUUCAUUUAGUUGUAGUUUUACAAUGAAUCAUUUUAUUAUUUUAACUAACUUAUUACCUACUUUGUAAACUGAACCCCUUGAAAUGUACUCAACCAAGCAUUCUUUGUGAUGCAAGAGCUGUGUAAAAGCCUGAUAAAUUAUAAAUUAUCGGAGGAAAAUAUUCAUGUUUGUUGUCGUGUUUCCUCAUGCUCUAUUUAUAAAAAUCAAAUUGAUGUGUUCUUACAAAUAAAUGUGAUAAAUUCUUGAAGUCCCAUGCCUUGAUGCAGCUAAAACUGAUAAUUGUUGUUGCAUAAUAUCAUUACAUUUGCUCAUUGUAUGCUUUGCUGUGGUGUGACUAGUGAUUACCAGCUGUGACUGUUACAUAACUAGCUUCAGCUUUGUUUCUUCUGCUUUUACAAGUCAUAAUCGGAAAGAUACCUACUAUCUAGGCCUGUAAGCUUAGCACUUCUGUAUAUAUUUUGUUUGUAUAAAAUACUACGCCAUUCUAA